UUCCCGCCAAAUUGAGGCAAAUGUUCACCGCUGAAAGUAAACACUGAAGUAUAACAUAACCAGCAGGUGCAAAUCAGAGUUGAUCAGAUGUUCUGUUAGCGCUGUACGCCGAGGAGGAAAUAUUCCCCGAAAAAUACCGAAAUCGAUCAUGGGUUCGCAUGAAGCGAGCUUUUGCGCCAAAGUAAUGAAAUCAUUGAAUGACUUCAGGAAGGAAGGAACGCUAUGCGAUGUUACACUGAGUGUACAGGGCACAACUUUCCCUGCGCAUCGGAACGUCCUUUCCGCAAACAGUGAGUUCUUCAAGGCUUUGUUCGCCAAUGAGAUGAAGGAAAAAGCUGAAAAUACCGUUCACAUGGAAGAAUUUGAACCCCAUGUUAUGGAACAGCUGCUGACCUACAUGUAUGGUGGUGGAAUAAACAUCAAAAAAGACAACGCUCUUGAUUUAGCUAUUGGUGCAGAUUUCUUGUUUUUGACCGAGCUGAAACAGAAGGCUUGUGAAUUUCUGAUUAGCGACUUGAACUCGGACAACUGCCUGUUUCUUUUGUACAUGGCCGAAAAGUACAAUGUGAGAGAACUUCGUGACAGCGCCCAAAAACACAUUCUCGAAAAUUAUGUCCCUGUGGCAGCCAGCAGUGGAUUUGUAACCCUGACUAUAGAGCAGCUGCUCGCCAUUGUAUCCAGCGACGAUCUCGUCGCUAGAGAGGAGAAAAUAUUCGAAUCUGUGGUAAAGUGGACCAAGAAUAGCUUGGAGACAAGAAAGAAGCACUUUUCUACCCUGUUUUUACACAUUCGCCUGGUCUACUUGGCGAGAUGUUACUUGAUUACUACGGUACAAGAGGAGGACUUGGUUAAGAGUGACGAAUCUUGUUUACGCCUUGUCAAUGCCGCCAAAGAGUUCUUCUCAUCUCCCAAGGGAACUGUACAAGGUAACAGUGACCAGUGCCCACGGCCUCGUGCGUGUCAAACUGCAAUCCUUAUGGUGGGAGGUUGGCAGGAAGAUUGUGACAUCACAGCUUCUUCAAACGUGUUUGUGCCAAGCAUCAAGCAAAUGUUUCAGGUUUCCCCAAUGUUGACCCCCAGAAAGAAUCAUGGCAUUGCCAUACAUGAAGGAUUGGUGUAUGUAGUGGGUGGGACCACAAAAAAUGGCAGUGUCACAAGAAGUGCUGAGCUCUAUGACCCAAGGACCAAUACAUGGUCCAGUGUGUUAUCGAUGCGAAGGGAAGUGGCUGGUGUAGGCGUGGCCGUGGUUGGGGACUUUCUUUACGCUGCUGGGGGGCAUGAUGCAAAAGGCAGGCCACAGAACCUUGUCCAGCGCUACAGUCCCAAGAUAAACAAAUGGGAAAUUGUUGCAUCAAUGAAUGCUUCUCGCACAAGGCACUGUGUGGUUGGUUCAACGUAUUUAUAUGUAUUUGGUGGAUAUUCCAGCGAUGAGGAUAUUCCUUUGAUGUCUGCUGAAUGUUAUGAUCAUUCAUCAGGUUCUUGGGUUGAAAUUGCUCCUAUGAACAGACGUCGUUCUGAUGCCUGUGCUGUUAGUGUACAUAGCAAGAUCUUUGUUAUUGGUGGGGAAGACAUUUUAGAAUCACCCAUCAAAUUAGCUUCUUGUGAGGUGUACGACCCUACAACCAACCGGUGGACUGCUAUAGCAUCUACCCAGCAGCCACGGUCACAUGCUGGGGCAGCAGUAAUUGAGAACAAGGUUUUUGUACUAGGUGGAGUCAACAAACAUAAUAGAGAGCUGAGGAGUGUUGAAUGUUACAACACAGAUCAACAGGAAUGGGAGGAACUGGCAAGUUUGCCAGUGGGACUUGAAGGAUUUGCAUGCUGUACUAUCACAGUUCCUGGUGAAUUGAUGCCAGUGUUGGUUUAAUAAACAACAAAUGAUGUAUGAUAAGCACCACAUGUUAAAGUCCACAUAAUCUAAUGUCGGUCACUGGACUCUACCUGACCUUGUAACUCAAACAGAAUUCCCACAAAGGCGACUCUUAUGCAGUCACAGCAAGUACGUUAUGAAUAGAAAAGCUAUUACCAGUAAUAAUAAAUAUUAGAAUAGACUGAAGAAAUAUAAAACUGAUAAAGGCAUUGCCAGUAGCAAAUGUCAUAUUUUUUUCAGAAAACAUCCUUAACCCUCACCUGGAAAGUUCUUUGGUUUGAGUCCCACACUCGCCCCUCUGUAAAAAAUGCAAUCUUAUUUAUAGUGGUCAUGCACUUAGCUAUACAAGCACUAAGCUUAGCUAGUUUACAGG
Messenger RNA from Orbicella faveolata, 2243 nucleotides. Its product is annotated as kelch-like protein diablo. The record is from RefSeq and is a predicted model, not a curated record. Gene Ontology annotation, molecular function: protein binding. Lineage: Eukaryota; Metazoa; Cnidaria; Anthozoa; Scleractinia; Merulinidae.